Molecule: messenger RNA, 1118 nt
Organism: Hibiscus syriacus
Lineage: Eukaryota; Viridiplantae; Streptophyta; Magnoliopsida; Malvales; Malvaceae
Exons: 3
Coding region: 217-840 (207 amino acids)
Source: RefSeq, a predicted model, not a curated record
UCACUAUCCAUCUUUUCCCAAAUCCUCGCCGAUUAAUUCGUUCGUUAGCAGCGAUCGAACAUGCCGGCGCCGGCAAUUGUCUUUAAGUUUCUUCUAGUCUUGAGAUCCGUUUAAUCGUCUUCAGGAGGUGGGUCUAGUUUGCUUCAAUUUGUUGAAACUUGAAGGUUGUUGACAAGAAAAACAAAGGUGUUAUCUGGGUGUCCCAGAUGAGAACUGAUGUUAUUGACUGUAGAAGGAGGAGGGUUUUUCAGAUCUUCGGUGUCUGGGUAUAGCAAGGGCUUGACCCUUCUCUUGGUUCAGAAGCACGAGGACAGGCCCAUGAGAGUUUCGCCGUGGAAUCAUUACCAGUUGGUGGACCAAGAAUCUGACCCUGACCUGAAUCAGCUGGCUUCCAUCAAGAGCCGGCUUUCCCGUGGGUGCGCCUCUUUUGUCUGCUUUGGUCGCACUUCUGCUGAACUUUAUGCCCCAUCAGCUUUGAAAGUUGGCCCUGUUAAACAGCAGGAUGUCUUGCCGGAGCCUCUUGUGUUGAAUAAAACUAAUGAUCACACAACUCAACUUGAUGAUGGAAAUAGUAAUGUAAGAGAGAUUGCCCUUAAAAGUAGUUUGAAGAAGCGACCAAUUAAGAGUCCCGCUCCUAUUGAGGAUGUUAAUGACCGUGAGGCAUCAGGAGAAAAGGAUGGUGAUAUCCAUAGUCACGCAGAACGAAGAAAGGUACAAUGGAUGGAUGAUUGUGGUAGUGAGCUAGCUGAAAUCAGGGAAUUUGAACCCAGUGAAACAGGUGGAUCAGAUGUCGAAAUUGAUAACGGAAAUGAAGGACCUUGUUCAUGUACAAUUAUGUAGUUUGGGGUCAUUUCUCGAGUUAAAUGAUGCAUAUCAGGUAAAGGAACUUGAUCUUGUUAUGUUGGAAAUGUUCAAUUGAUUUUGGGCAAAGAAGCAGCAAAUGCUGUUUUGUUUUCUUGAUUCUACUUGAAAACGGACUGCAACCGAUAGAGAGGAGCUUUCUUUUUGGGCCACCUAUUCUACAAAAAGGAACCUAAAUUUAAGGUAAAAAAAAGGUAAGCUUUCUAAAAUUUUAUCAAAUGAUACAUAAAAUAUCAUCUAACAUGCAUAAAUUGUUA